Messenger RNA from Lacerta agilis (Sand lizard), 2404 nucleotides. RefSeq names its product zinc finger protein 503 (gene ZNF503). The coding region runs from base 117 to 2033 and encodes 638 amino acids. The record is from RefSeq and is a predicted model, not a curated record. The transcript has 2 exons. Gene Ontology annotation, biological process: negative regulation of DNA-templated transcription. Gene Ontology annotation, cellular component: nucleus. NCBI's taxonomy places the organism in Eukaryota, Metazoa, Chordata, Lepidosauria, Squamata, Lacertidae.
AUAUAUGUGUGAUCCCUCCUUCGCGUAGAGAUUGGAUGCAGACGCCCUGUUUGGGCUCCUGAUCCGCGCGCCGGGCGCCCCCCCACCCAGCCAGUUUUCAUGCGAGGCUUUGGGUCAUGAUUACAUCCCCCUUGCUUUCUGCCGUAAGAAGUAGUCAGCACGGAGGAGGAGGAGGAGGUGGUGGAGCAGCGGCGGCGGGAGGAGGAGGCGCGAGAGAUCUCGGAAGCAGCAGCAGCAGCAGCAGCUCCGGCUCUGAUCUUCCCUGGCAAAGCGGACACUCUGGGAUUUCUACCAGCGGCGGCAACAGCAGCAGCAGCAGCAGCAAACCUUUCUUCCACUCUGUUCCACCCUCGGACCCUUUGCGCCAGGCGAAUCGGCUCCCCAUCAAAGUCCUGAAAAUGCUUACGGCACGGACUGGACACAUUUUGCACCCCGAAUACCUUCAGCCUUUGCCUUCCACCCCAGUCAGCCCCAUCGAGUUAGACGCGAAGAAGAGCCCGCUGGCUCUCCUGGCUCAGACUUGCUCGCAGAUCGGCAAGCCCGACCCGUCGCCGUCGUCCAAGCUUUCGUCGGUCACGUCGAACGGCAGUGACAAGGACUCUUCCAAGUCGGGCCCGCUGAAACUCAGCGACAUCGGCGUAGAGGACAAGUCCAGCUUCAAGCCUUACUCCAAGCCCGGCGCGGACAAGAAAGAGGCGUCGGCGGGCGUCGGGGGCUCGGCGGCCGCCUCGGGGGGAGGCUCGGGCGGCGGCGGCGGCGGCGGCGGCAACGAGAAGUCGGGCUUCCGUGUGCCGAGCGCCACCUGCCAGCCGUUCACGCCAAGGACAGGCAGCCCCACGUCCAGCGCCUCGGCCUGCUCGCCCGGCCUGCUGCCUGGCACUGACGGCAAGGCCGGCGACGCGGACAAGAAGGACUCUUCCGACGGCUGCGGCGCCAAGGGGGGCUCGGAGCCGUCCGGGGGCCACGGUCGGCUGGGCGCAGGCUGUGGCGGGAUUACUGCGGAGCUGAGCCAAGCGGCCCACGAGAGCGCAAAGGGCCUCCUGGCGUCGUCCUCCUCCUCGUCGUCGUCGUCGUCCGCGUCGUCGGACUCGUCCUCCUGCGGCGGCAGCAACACGGUCACAUCCUCGUCGUCGGCCGCGGCGGUGCUGAGUUCGGGCUUGGUGGCCCCGGUGUCUCCCUACAAGCCCGGCCAGACGGUGUUUCCGCUGCCACCAGCCGGCAUGAGCUACCCGGGCUCCCUCGCUGGAGCGUACGCGGGCUACCCGCCGCAGUUCCUGCCACAUGGCGUGACGCUCGACCCCACCAAGUCCGGCAGCCUGCAGCUGGCCGGUAGCCUGGGCUGCAGCAAAGCCGGCUCCAGCCCUCUGGCCGGCGCGUCCCCGCCAUCGGUGAUGACGGCCAGCCUGUGCCGAGACCCCUAUUGCCUGAGCUACCACUGCGCCAGCCACUUGGCCGGCGCCGCCAGCGCUUCGUGCGCGCACGACCAGGCGCUCAAGUCCGGCUACCCGCUGAUGUACCCGACUCACCCGCUGCACACGAUGCACUCGUCGCUGAGCGGAGCCACGCCGCCCUCGCUGGCAGGCCACCCCUUGUACCCUUACGGCUUCAUGCUCCCCAACGACCCCCAGCCGCACAUCUGCAACUGGGUGUCGGCCAACGGACCGUGCGACAAGCGCUUCUCCACGUCGGAAGAGCUGCUCAGCCACUUGCGGACUCACACGGCCUUCCCGGGCACGGACAAGCUGCUGUCCAGCUACCCGAGCUCCACUUCCUUAGCCAGCGCGGCGGCAGCGGCCAUGGCUUGCCACAUGCACAUCCCCACCACCGUUGCCCCCGGAAGCCCCGGCACCUUGGCUUUGCGCAGCCCGCACCACGCCUUGGGACUCAGCAGCCGCUACCACCCUUAUUCAAAGAGCCCCUUGCCCACCCCGGGAGCCCCCGUGCCUGUCCCGGCGGCAACGGGACCGUAUUACUCCCCUUACGCACUCUAUGGGCAAAGACUGACGACAGCGUCCGCUUUGGGAUAUCAGUGAGUUUUUUGGGGGCUUCUUUUGAUUUUUUUUUGGUUUUUGUUUUGGUGGUCGAAAGGGUGUGGGGUGGGGCGAGAGGAAUUUCAAGCAACGGUUCUCGUUGGGCGGGGGAGAGACGGGGGAGAAGAACAGAAAGCAACCUUUCAAAACUUUCUUUAAAAAAAUCCCACAAAAGAACAGAAAAUUGAAAUUUGACUUUUUUAUAUAUAUAUAAAGAUAGUGUUCAUCUUGAGGACUGGAUCCAUGGGCACUGUAUUUAUUUAUGUUAGCUUCAAGCGGGACAAUGAAUCAAUAAAAGUGCAUUACAUAACUUCAGCUCGAUAGGCUUAAAGGAGAAAAGAAAAGAGAAAAAAAUUAAAAGUGGAAACACCCGU